Vigna unguiculata (cowpea) is the source of this 1016-nucleotide messenger RNA. RefSeq names its product putative 2-oxoglutarate-dependent dioxygenase AOP1. The record is from RefSeq and is a predicted model, not a curated record. NCBI's taxonomy places the organism in Eukaryota, Viridiplantae, Streptophyta, Magnoliopsida, Fabales, Fabaceae.
AUGGGAAGUGAGAAUAUGACGAUUCCAUGCUUUGAUUUGUGCAAGGGUGGGAUGAGAUUAGAAGAAGGGAGUGAGGAGUGGAAAGAGAUGAGCAAGAAGGUGAGAGAAGCGUGUGAGAAUCACGGUUGCUUCCUCUUGAUCUGUGAUGAUGAGAUCAUCCCCAACACUGUUUGCAAAGACAUGUUUCAUAACAUGAAAGCUUUGUUUGAUUUGCCUGAAGAAACGAAACAGCAAUACGUAACUGCAAAGCCUUAUAGGAACUACAAUGGCAAGAACUCUCCCAUUCCCCUCUCUGAAAGCUUUGGCAUCGAUGAUACUUUUCUCUCAGAUAACGCUGAAGCCUUCGCCAACUUCCUGUGGCCACAAGGAAACCCACCUUUCUCUGAGACACUGAAGACCAUGACCUCAAAGUUGGUAGAACUGAGUUUCCUUGUUUUGAAAAUGAUAGUGGAAGGUUAUGGUCUUCCCCAACAUUACAUUUCAGAUGCCGAAAACAUGAACAGCUCGAGCUUUUCACGAUUGAUGAAGUACAGAGUUGAUGAUGAAAGCGAUAAUGAACAUGAAACUGUUCUUCCAGCUCACACCGACAGCAGUACUUUAACCAUUAUAUGCCAAAAAGAUGUUCAAGGACUUGAGGUGUUAUCGAAAACAGACAAAUGGAUUGAAUUGGAGAUACCCCAUGAUGGCGUUGUAGUCCUUGUUGGUGAUAUAUUACAGGCAUGGAGCAAUGGAAGACUUCAUUCAGUGAAACACAGAGUGGUAUUGAAAGGAGAGAAAGAGAGAUACUCAUUUGGACUUUUUGCAAACCCAAAGGACGAUAUCAACAUUAAGGUGCCCGAAGAGUUUGUGGAUAAUCAGAUUCAUCCCUUACGUUAUCGUCCAUUCAAGUAUGGAGAAUACUUCGACUCCUAUGUUUCAAAUGCAUUAGAAGCUCUUGAAGUGUUUGAAUGUAUUUGAAAGAGAUAUUUAUGAGAUUGCUAUAUAUAUCUCCUUAUAAUGUCAUGCAGAAUAAUAAG